Messenger RNA from Limanda limanda (common dab), 1302 nucleotides. RefSeq names its product purinergic receptor P2Y12 (gene p2ry12). The record is from RefSeq and is a predicted model, not a curated record. Gene Ontology annotation, biological process: G protein-coupled receptor signaling pathway. Gene Ontology annotation, cellular component: membrane. The coding region runs from base 79 to 1176 and encodes 365 amino acids. The transcript has 3 exons. Lineage: Eukaryota; Metazoa; Chordata; Actinopteri; Pleuronectiformes; Pleuronectidae. Gene Ontology annotation, molecular function: G protein-coupled purinergic nucleotide receptor activity.
GAAGGGACUAAACGGCUCCACGUGAACUGAACUGGGACUUUGAUUCUACUUAAUCAGCUAAAUUAAAAGACAACAAUCAUGGAGACAAACACAACUUUCCCCCAGUUCUCCGGCAAUAACAGCUUCACCAAUAUCACUUGUUCCCGUAACAACGUGUUGAAGACUGUGGUCUUUCCUGUUCUCUACUCCUUCCUCUUCUUGCUGGGACUGACACUCAACGGCGUGGCGGUGUGGGUGUUUUUUCGCAUCCCCUCCCGGUCUCACUUCAUCAUAUACCUGAAGAAUAUUGUGGUUGCGGAUGUCAUCAUGACCUUCACGUUCCCUUUCAAGGUGUUAUCAGACUCCAACAUGGCGUCCAUUGGCCUGCGUGUGUUUGUGUGCCGAGUUUCCUCAGUGCUCUUCUACCUCACCAUGUACAUCAGUAUCCUGUUCUUCGGCCUCAUCAGCAUCGAUCGCUGCAGAAAGACCCUCAAGCCCUUCAGGGGCACUAACGCGUCCCGGUUAGCUCGUCGGAAGCUGCUCUCGGGCUUCAUCUGGACCUGUCUGCUUGUCCUCUGUCUGCCCAAUGUGAUCCUGACGUGCAAAACCCCAACUGCUCAACACUUCAAGUGCAGCGACCUGAAGACGGAGGCCGGGCUGAUUUGGCAUGGUGUGGUAAAUCAUGUCUGUCAAGUUAUUUUCUGGGGCAACCUGGUGACGGUGAUAGUCUGCUACACCCUGAUAACCAAGGAGCUGUACAAGUCCUACUCCCGCAGUAAGUCCCCCAGCGCUGGAGGGGCUGCAUUUCAGGCACAGAGCCGGACAGCAACCCGCUCGUCCCAGCCGCCCAUAAGGAAAAUUAACGCAAACGUGUUUCUGGUCCUGGCAGUGUUCUUCCUGUGCUUUGUGCCGUUUCACUUUGCCCGUGUGCCUUACACCAUGAGCCAGACGCGAGGGGUUCUCUUCGACUGUAGGCUCAAGCUCUUCUUCUUUCAGCUGAAAGAGAGUACGCUGUUCCUCUCAUCCCUGAACUCUCUGCUUGACCCGCUCAUCUACUUCUUCCUCUGCCAGUCCUUCAGAACCACACUGUUCAAGACCCUGCGUCUUCCUCCUGGUUCCUGCAGCUGGCUGACAGGGAGGGGCUCGGACGGGGACACGGGCAGCACCCCCCUGAGAGACUCCUCUGUUGGAACAUAAAGUCCCUGUGCAGCACAAAGACACUUGUAUGGUGGUAGUGAGGUGUUGCUAUUUCAUAACGAUGAGAAAUUACCUUUGUGACUACAUUUGACAGUUUGUCCCUAACAACUGAAAACAAAUCAUUAA